AAUAACCUAUAGUAAUUCAUUAUUACAAGUUUAUAAUGUUUUGAAUUACAUUUGAAUAAAGAAUUUUAUUUACAAAUUGUACGUAUGUGACUUUCUAUCGAUGUGCCAAUAGCUAUGUGAUCUUAAUGUUUCUUUUCGGAUUUACAAGACGCACAAUGAGUCACGCCACCGGGUGUGUGUCCCGCGCGAUGGGCAACUGCGCAUGCGGCCCCCGUAAGCGGUUCACCAUUUGCCUGGUGUUCUUGUCUCUUCUAGUACUCUCCCUGUUUGUCUUCAGUUUAUCGAACGUCCAGCUUCCUUGCGAGAACAAAAUGGAGCAGCAGCUUACCGAGAUCCGAGCAAACCUUGACUUUCUGGAGUCGCAGUACCGGACGCGGCAGGAGGACGUCAUUACCUUACAGGCGAAAUUACUAGGUCGGGAAGAUGUCCGGGGCAUAACAUCAGCGGACGAUGUUUCCACGUCUACAAUGUCACCAGAAGUAGUGGCGCUUUUGAAGAAUAUGACUGGAUCACGCGCGGCCGCCGGUGUUUCGCCGAAGAAUCUCCAGCCACUGCGGGUCCCGUUCGUGUACCAACUGCUGCCGCACCUAAUGAACGAUCCAUUAAGUUUGCGGCCAGCGUACCACAUGAAAGCCGGGAACACGUUUGCUGAUAUCGUUUUGGGGAUACCAACAGUGAAGAGGGACAAAGAGAGCUACCUUCUAGUCACGCUUAGUCAUUUGGUGGACGGAUUGACUGAUGAUUAUAUGAACUCGACCCUGAUCGUUGUGAUGGUAGGCGAGACGGACAUGGAGUAUAUCCUCAACACGGCCAGGCAAAUUGAAUCUAUGUUUUCAAAACAAGUGGACAGCGGUUUAAUAGAAGUCAUAGCACCUGCAGCCUCUUACUACCCCGACUUCGAGUCCCUGCCCAACACCCUCGGGGACUCGGCCAAAAGAGUGAGAUGGCGAACGAAACAGAACCUCGAUACCAUCUACUUAAUGGCGUACGCACAGAGCAAAGGCACCUUCUAUUUAAUGCUAGAAGAUGACGUCAUUGCGAAGAAGUCUUAUAUGCAGGAUAUCAAGCAGUUCACAGCGGAUACGACAAUCAGGACACCCGAUUGGUUCUUCAUAGAAUACUGCCACGUCGGUGGUAUCGGGAAGCUGUUCAGGUCGACGGAUCUGGCCAAGUUCAUCGUAUACGUGCAAUUGUUUUACAACAAUAUGCCAAUCGACUGGCUUCUAGAAAGCUACCUAGCAGACCGUGUAUGCACCAUCGACAAAACUUCGAAAGCAUGUGGCCAAAGCAAACUGCAAAUUAGACCAAAAUUUAAAACAUCUCUAUUCCAACACAUUGGGCUGUAUUCCUCUCUCAAAGGCAAGAUCCAGAAGAUUAAGGAUGCCCAAUAUGGCGCAGUACCAACCUUCUACCCCCACAGCAACCUGCCCAUUGCAAAUGUUCGAACCACUAUCGAGGAACAUACCGAUCACACGCUGAGGAGGGCCUACGACGGUCAAACCUACUUCUGGGGAGUGAAGCCGAAGAAGGGAGAUUUAAUAGAGUUUUGGUUCAACAAACCCAUCAUUCUCGAGAGGUACACAUUCCGCAGUGGUAACGUAGAACAUGUCUCUGACAAGUUGUACGACUGUGCAGUGGAGGUGUUGCCCGUUUAUAGUAAUUUCACCCAAGUGGGUGUAUUCGACGAGUUCGGUCUCGCUGACGGAGAACUGAAGAAGGAUAUCGGCCCCAUUACAGCCAUCAGGCUCAAGAUCACCAGAGACUGCAACUACUGGGUCAUUCUGAGCGAGAUCGAUCUCAGAUCGCAACCGAUUGAUUCUAGAUGACUGAAUUUUAAAACACAAUGGGACAACACCAUAGAGCGACUGGUGAAGUGAAAAAUGGACUCCCCGGCUGGCAAUUGUCAAAUUCAUGUUGAGUAACGUAUAUGUAGUAUAAGACUAUAUAGUGAGAUUUGACUAGAUGUAAAUAUUGUUGUUCAAGUAUACAUAUAGUGGGGACUGAUGGGCCCAUAACGUUUGCAUUGCUUGUCAAAGCGGAAGUUUAUGAUAGUUCUUUGUACAGUUUUUUUUUAUACGAUUUAGAAUGGCAAACAAGCUGACGGCCCACCUGAUGGAAAGUGGUAACCGUUGCCAAUAGACAUGAGCAGUACCAUGGACAUAACAGAGUAUAUUGUUUCGCCCAUGAUACCCCUCAUGCGUUGCCAUUCCUGAGGACUCAGGUGUUAUUACUCUGUACCCAGUAAAUUCACGCCAUAUCCCACACUUCAAACCGAAACACAGCCAUGCAAACACAACUGAUUCACGGUUCCAAAUGAUGGUUUAAAAGUAGUGUAACUUAUCGGAGGGAGGCGGGGAAAGGGUGGGAGCGAUUUAG
Molecule: messenger RNA, 2376 nt
Organism: Galleria mellonella (greater wax moth)
Lineage: Eukaryota; Metazoa; Arthropoda; Insecta; Lepidoptera; Pyralidae
Product: alpha-1,3-mannosyl-glycoprotein 4-beta-N-acetylglucosaminyltransferase A-like
Exons: 12
Coding region: 126-1826 (566 amino acids)
Biological process (GO): protein N-linked glycosylation
Cellular component (GO): Golgi stack; endoplasmic reticulum; endoplasmic reticulum-Golgi intermediate compartment
Molecular function (GO): acetylglucosaminyltransferase activity
Source: RefSeq, a predicted model, not a curated record